UUUGCAAAGGGUGGGGCCGGGGGGGGGGGUUCCCCCGGCCCAUGGGCGAAGCUGCCAGGCACGCAGCACCCGCCGCCGGCAGGCUCCAUGCCCGGUGCACAAUGAAUGACUCGACACGCCGGGGCUGGGGGGUGCGGGGAGACAGAGGCGCGCUGCUAUUUGCUGGGGACAUACAAUGGGCCACUCCCUAGCGUGAGGCUUGGGGGGGAAGUGGGGGUGCUCGCAGGCAUCGGGCAGGCGCUGGAGGGGAGGGGAGGAGACGGGACUCCGGCCUCUGGCUAGUCGUUAAACUCCGCGAUGGUGUCAUCCCCCUGCUGGGCCAGGGGCUGCUGCCGCCCGCCUCUCUCCUGCCAUCAUGUCUUUGCUUUAGCCCCGGCUGCGGCUCCUCUCCAGGGAUGAUGGCCUGACAGCGCUGUGAUUCCCUCCCCCCACCCGGCUUUUUUUUUUUUUUUUUCUUUUUUUUUUUGGAGGGGAGCUCGGAUCAUGGCAUUGGGGCUCCGCAAGCUGCUGCUGCUUACCUCCAGCUGCGCCUUUAAGGACCAGCGGGAAAGAUGGGACUCAAGUCCAGGAAGGCAGCAGCUGCGGGGAGCGCCGGUGGCCGGGAGCAAGACGAGAAGAAAGUAGGACUCGCGCCUGGGGAUCUGGAGCAAGGUUCUUUGGCCUUGGGAGCUGGAGCGGAUAAAGAUGGGACCCUGCUGCUGGAAGGAGCCGGGAAGGAAGAGGGGGGGAAGAGGAAUCCGCAAGGGAUUGGGCUUUUGGCCAAAACACCUCUGAGCAGACCUGUCAAGAGGAACAAUGCCAAGUACAGGAGGAUCCAAACUUUAAUCUAUGAUGCCCUGGAGAGACCCAGAGGUUGGGCGCUGCUGUAUCAUGCCUUCGUAUUUCUGAUAGUUCUGGGGUGUUUGAUCUUAGCUGUCCUAACAACUUUCAAGGAAUAUGAAACUGUUUCAGGAGACUGGCUGCUGCUGUUGGAAACAUUUGCCAUUUUCAUCUUUGGAGCAGAGUUUGCCUUAAGAAUCUGGGCUGCUGGGUGUUGCUGUCGCUAUAAAGGAUGGAAGGGGAGGCUCAAAUUUGCCAGGAAGCCUUUGUGUAUGUUGGAUAUCUUCGUGUUGAUUGCCUCUGUGCCAGUGGUAGCUGUUGGGAACCAGGGCAAUGUUCUGGCAACAUCGCUCAGAAGUCUGCGCUUCCUUCAGAUCUUGCGAAUGCUCCGAAUGGACAGGAGGGGAGGCACGUGGAAGCUUUUGGGAUCAGCUAUUUGUGCACAUAGCAAAGAGCUCAUCACUGCUUGGUACAUUGGGUUCCUGACCCUUAUCCUCUCCUCGUUCCUUGUUUACCUGGUCGAGAAAGAUGUGCCUGAAAAGGAUGCCUAUGGAGUCGAGAUGAAAGAAGAGUUUGAAACCUAUGCAGACGCGCUGUGGUGGGGGCUGAUUACCCUAGCAACAAUUGGCUACGGUGACAAGACCCCCAAAACCUGGGAGGGGAGGCUGAUAGCAGCCACAUUCUCUCUUAUCGGAGUUUCAUUUUUUGCUCUUCCUGCCGGCAUCUUGGGUUCAGGGCUGGCUCUGAAAGUCCAGGAACAACAUCGUCAGAAACAUUUUGAGAAAAGAAGAAAGCCGGCAGCAGAACUUAUACAGGCUGCCUGGAGGUACUAUGCUACUAACCCCAACCGGAUGGAUCUCGUCGCCACCUGGAGGUUUUAUGAAUCAAUUGUAUCGUUUCCAUAUUUCAGAAAAGAGCAAUUGGAUGGUACUGCCAGCCAAAAGCUGGGUCUCUUGGAUCGGGUUCGUGGUACCAAUACUAAAGGAAAGCUAUUUACCCCUCUGAAUGUAGAUGCCAUUGAAGAAAGUCCUUCUAAAGAGCCUAAGAAUGUUGGCUUGAAUAAUAAGGAGCGUUUUCGCACUGCAUUCCGAAUGAAAGCGUAUGCCUUUUGGCAAAGCUCAGAAGAUGCAGGAACAGGGGAUCCCAUGACUGAAGACAGAGGUUACAGUAAUGAGUUCCUUAUGGAAGAUAUGAUCCCCACAUUGAAGGCAGCCAUCCGAGCUGUCCGAAUUCUACAGUUUCGUCUCUAUAAAAAAAAAUUCAAGGAGACUUUGAGGCCUUAUGAUGUAAAGGAUGUGAUAGAGCAAUAUUCAGCAGGGCACCUUGAUAUGCUUUCCAGAAUAAAAUACCUUCAGGCAAGAGUAGAUAUGAUUUUUACCCCUGGACCUCCAUCUACUCCCAAGCAUAAGAAAUCCCAGAAGGGAGGAGCUUUUUCUUACCCUUCACAACAAUCUCCCAGAAAUGAACAAUAUGUAGCCAAAGCAUCCACAGCAGAUACUGAAGACCAAAGUAUGAUGGGCAAAUUUGUUAAAGUUGAAAGACAGGUUCACGACAUGGGGAAGAAACUGGAUUUUCUAGUCGAUAUGCACUUGCAACAUAUGGAGCAGCUGCAAGUACAAGUCACUGAGUUGUGUCCUUUGAAAGAAGCUGCCUCUCCAGCAGAAGAAAAGAGAGAGGAAAACAGAUACUCCGAAUUGAAAAGCAUAAUCUACAAAUACUCGGAGCCUUGCACUCAUGAAACUCCUUAUAACUUCCACCAGAUUCCAGUACACAAAGUCGGUCCAUAUGGUUUCUUAGCACAGGAUCCAAUGAAUUAUUCACGCCCUUUUUCAUUAGGUGGGCAAAACUCUGGCAAGUUGCAGGCCAUGCCUUCUUCGACUUCAUAUGCAGAAAGGCCGACAGUUUUGCCUAUACUCACAUUCAUAGACUCCCGAGUUAGGUACCAGUCCCCAGGGGACCUGCAGAGCCCCAAUUCCGACAGGAUAUCUCCAAGGCAGAAAAGGAGCUUGACAAGAGACAGCGACACCCCAUUAUCCCUUCUUUCCGUCAACCAUGAGGAGCUUGAACGCUCCCCGAGUGGAUUCAGUAUCUCCCAAGACAAAGACGACUUCCCUUUUGGCCCAAAUGGGGGAUCAACCUGGAUGAGAGAGAAACGCUACCUAGCAGAGGGCGAAACAGACACAGAUACUGACCCUUUUACACCAAGUGGCUCCAUGCCUCUGUCUUCAACAGGGGAUGGGAUUUCGGAUUCACUAUGGACCCCUUCAAACAAGCCAGUUUAAAAAUGGUUGUGGGGGGUCCACUGGUUGACUUCUCCGUGUAAUGUAAACAUACUUUGUAUAGCUCACUUACUGCACACCCAAAGCUUACUAGUUCAAAACACCGAUGGCUGCAUAAGAUGCAUGUGAUAUUAGUGAUAGUCAUUCUGCACCAUUUCAUACAAUUUACUAAUGCAGUUUUUUUCAUGCCACCAAAACUAAGCAGCAGAGUUUUGAGCAUGGUUUGCAUGACUUUACACUAUAUAAAUGGUACAGCUAAUUUCUUCUGUGACACAUAUCUCGCUGAUGUUCUUCAAUAUAAUGAGGGUUAGAGCAAUGCCAGGUGAGAUGUGACGGUUCAUGCUACUUUUUUUAAACAGAGCAACAAAGUAAGAAUAGUUUCAGGAGCAAUGUUCUGAUGUGGAAACAUAUAUAAAUUAUUUGUUCCAUAUCAAUGCCCAUUUUCCAAUGCAAGUGAAUAAUUCUCUCUCCCGACUAGCCAGAAUCUUCCAAAAAUUUCAGCAGGGAAAAGGUCAGAUCAAAGUGUGUUACUGAUUUAACAUAAUUUCUGUAGCUGAAAGGUUUCAGAGUAGUAGCCAUGUUAGUCUGUAUCCACAAAGAGAACAGGAGGACUUGUGGCACCUUAGAGACUAACAAAUUUAUCUGAGCAUAAGCUUUCGUGAGCUACAGCUCACUUCGUCGGAUGCAUAGAAUGGAACGUAUGGUAAGAUAUAUAUAUAUAUAUCUUCAUAUAUAUAUACACACAGAUAAGUUAGAAGUUAACAUACAAACUGUGAGAGGCUAAUUAGUUAAGAUGAGCUAUUAUCAGCAGGAGAAAAAAACUUUUGUAGUGAUAAUCAAGAUGGUCCAUUUAGACAAUGUGAGGAUACUUAACUUAAGGAAAUAGAUUCAAUAAAUGGACACAAAUCUGACAUAAGGAAUCAUAACAUUCAAAAACCAGUAGGAGAACACUUCAACCUCUGUGGCCACUCAGUAAAAGAUCUAAGGGUGGCAAUUUUGCAACAGAAAAGCUUCAAAAACAGACCUCAACCAGAAACUGCUGAGCUUGAAUUAAUAUGCAAACUAGAUACCAUUAACUUGGGUUUGAAUAGAGACUGGGAGUGGCUGGGUCAUUACACAUAUUGAAUCUAUUUCCCCAUGUUAAGUAUCCUCACGCCUUCUUGUCAACUGUCUAAAUGGGCCAUCUUGAUUAUCACUACAAAAGUUUUUUUCUCCGGCUGUUAAUAGCUCAUCUUAACUAAUUAGCCUCUCUCAGUUUGAAUGGUAACUUCUAACUUAUCUGUAUACAUAUAGAUCUUCUUCCUAUAUGUUCCAUUCUAUGCAUCCAAUGAAGUGAGCUGUAGCUCACGAAAGUUUAUGCUCUAAUAAAUUUUUUAGUCUCUAAGGUGCCACAAGUACUCUUGUUCUUUUUGUAGCUGAAAGAGUUCUCAUGUCCCCUAUCAUACAAGUAUCAGUGUAUCAAAUGCAGUGUAAAACAGAAAUUAGGGACAGUUUGAGAUUUGCAAAGCCACUUGAGGGAAUUAGAAACAUGUAUUCCAUUAAUGCAAAUCAUGCUUUGAAAAUCUCCAUCGGAGGUUAUAAAACCACCACCAGUGUGAUUACAAUCAAUCUUAUUUUGUAGAAAAUAGUUUGCUCGUUCUAUUUAUUUGUAAUAGGGCCAAACUUCCCACUGAGAUUGGUACAAAACUACCAUCAGCUGCAAAAGAAAGUGUAUUUAAUGUAGGGAGCUCCUGGGUUUUAUUCCUAGCUCUUUUACUGAGUCAUGUCAUGUUGGGUAAGUCACUUAAUUUCUCUGUGCCUCAGUUUCCCCAUCUGUAAAAUGGGGAUGAUACUUCCCUACCUCAUAUGGGGGUGGAGGCUCAAUUCACUGAUGUUUUUAAAGCAUUUUGAGACCCUCCGAUGUAAGGCACACUAGGAGUGCAAAGUACAUCUACACUAUUUAAUGGGAGUUCCACAUUCAGGCUGUUGGCAGGAAAUGGCCUGUUGUUUCUUAUGUAAACGGACUAAUCUAAAUAAAUGUAUGACACGUUUAAUAGCAUAGUUCUAAACAAUGCCACGACCACGGACAGAUCCAUUCCCCGGCCCCAUCCAGGUAUCUCAACUGGGCACAGCAGCUUUUUGAGAGAGAGUGAGGAAAGAAACUUUCCCAUACGGCCACAGGGCAACAAUGGAACCACUGCUUGGAAAACGUUCCAGCCUACCGGCUGGAGUCAUCACUACCGAGGGAAUAGUGGAGCAUAGGAACCAGGAUGUAUACUCUAGACCUGGCCUGCUCAAGCCUACCCUGUGUGCUGGGGCAUGGCAGCUGCUGUAAAGCAGAGCUCCAAGCUGUGCAGGGGGUCGUGUACCGGAUGUGACUCAUCACCAGAUCCUAAUGCCUUCACUCCUUAUGUAGUGGAGCCGUACAGGCUCUGGCGCACAUCCUCAAAGGCAGGGCCGCCCAGAGGAUUCAGGGGGCCUGGGGUCUUCAGUGCAGGGGUCCUUCCACUCCGGGUCUUCAGAGCACUUCGCCGAAGGCAUGGAGCGGAAGGACCCCUCCGCCACCGAAUUGCCGCCGAAGACCCGGAGUGGAAGAAGUGGCGGUGGGUCUUCAUCGAUGGCUCCUUCACUCCAGGUGUGUUCGGCGGCACUGAAGGACCUGCCGCCGAAAUGCCGCUGAAAACUCUCGUGGGGGCCCCUGCGGGGCCUGGGGCAAAUUGCCCCGUUUGCCCCCUCCCCCCGGGCGGCCCUGCUUAAAGGUACUUAUGCCCCUAACUCCCAUUAAUUUCAGUGGAAGUUAGGAGCCUAGGAGCCUUUGAAGGUGUGUGCCUCUGUGUUACUCCAUAAACACCUGCAAAGGGUUAGCAAUGGGAAUUGGUCCUGAGUAUUAGAGUGAUGACCAACAAGGACUACUGAGUUACUGCAAAAUAUAUCAAGAGGUUACUCUUUAUCUCACUGGAACCUGAUAUGAAACACGACAGUGAGCUGUCACAGUGACUCCUGCUAGAGCUUGCCUGUUAAUAAGGAAGUUAGUGCUGGCCACCACUGUAGUUGCGCCUUAUCUUGUGAUGACAACCUGCCUACCUGCCCCGUGCCCUCCCCUUUACCCGAACAACUGAUUUGCCAUCACAGGGCUACUGAGAGGUUGCAAUCACAGUACUGCAUUAUCCGCAGUAGACUCUAGGGACUGCGCUGCGUGAGGAGAGAGGGUCAGCUGGGUGGCCUAACAGGUUAUAUCUAUAUAAUGAGUGACUCAGCCAUGAUUCUGUGUUUUCCACAAGGGGCUUCCUAGCGAUGUAUGCUAAGCUUUCAGGCCCAUAUGCUGAGGCGUUGUGCAGUCCUUCCUCAAGUAAAGCUCUUCCUUGCUCUUCUGUGGGUGUCUGAUCGAGUAAGAACAGAGUGAAACCUAAGGUGUAGACUGUACAAUUUAGCAGAGCCAGGGGCAGUGUGGAGCUAGCAUCCCCAAGGGGGAACACCAACAGGUAGGAAUGUUUUUCCUGGAGCCAAUGGCCAGGCAGAUCCAUGCACCUGCUUCUGCACCCUUUCGUGAGGUGCAACUUCCUAUCCUCCAUCCAGACAGCAACCCAGCACUGCUGGCUGGUGCCUGGGAGUAGAGCUAGAGCUACAGGACCCCUGCCCAUCACUACAACCUUAUCCUUCACUGGGCACCCCCAUGAGAACCAGACACCAUCUGACCCUUAAGUUAGGGUCCUCAAGAUUGGGCCCACUGAAAGCUUUGCCUGAGGAAGGACUUAAGGAUUUGGCCCACAGAAGCCACAAUGAACUGACCGUUAUUUGUGUUGCUGGGACCGUCCUGUAGCGAUAAAGCUUAGCAUUGUUAGCACGCGUGGUCCUGCAGCAGGGUAGUGAAAUACUUCGGCCUGGUUUUCCAGUGUGCUCCUGCCGCAGGCUUUCGCACAUGCACGUUACACACGGCACUUCAGGGGAAAGGUUCCAUGUUGGUUUCUGCCCAUCUAUCAUUGUGUCUAUUUAUUGACACUUCAAAGAGUUGCUGGUACCUCAUGAAAAUCAUUUUAUUUAGGAACCAUUCUGCUUGUGUGAUAGAUUUUGGGGGGGUGGGGAAGUGGGGGGCUUUUGUCUUUUCUCAUUCUUCACAACCAUAUGAAAGAAUAUGGGAUCUUUUUUUCCUCAAGAGUUGACCUGCUCCUGCUGCUGCUUCCUGAAAUCAUAAUCCAUCACUUCUUCAGCUGGCGCAAGUUGUCUUUGUUCCACUCGAAUCAAUGAAGUGGCAUCAUUUUAUCCCAGCUGGGGAUCUGUCCUGUUAAUGACUUCAGGUGACAAACUCACUGUGAGCUAGAUCCUCACCUGGUGUAAAUUGGCCUAGCUCCAUCGAAGCAAAUGGAGUUGGGCCUAUUACACCAGCUAAAGAGGGGGCUCGGUAUGUGUGGAUGUUCUGUUCUUAGAUUAAUGGUUGUAGUGACAUGAAGCCUGAUUUCUGUAGCCAUUUUGUGUACAGAACAGCUAUUGAUCUCAACAGAUGUUCUGUGUUUGGUUCCAUUACGCACCCCAAAUUAGAGACAGAGAGAAAAUAUCUGUCAUAGGGAGAAUCGAUUUCAAUUAGGGCAUUUUCACAAGUUUUCUAGGCAGCCUCAAUGAUUCUUGGAAGUACCUGCGUUGAACUUAAAGCUGUGCUUUACGUUACACAAGUGCAUGGUAAUGGAUUUGUCCCUUCUGUGUUGUGGUUGCAGGAAAAGCUCUGCGUCUGUUUCUAAUACUAUUUCACUGAUCCAUGACAGAAUGAAAUUGUCUGUUAUUAGUUACAAGACAAAUAUCCUUGGUUUUUCAGAGGUUGUAGAUGCUCAGCCCCUCGGAAAAUCAGGCCCUUUGUGUCUAAAACUGGGCAACCAAACCCGAAGGCAUCCAAAAUUAGAGGCCGCUUUGGAAAACGUGGUUCAGAAUGUAUCCAUUGACUGCAGCUAAUGCAGUGCACCUCUGUACUCCUCGCCACCUUAUUUCAUCCCUCUGCAUUGCAGUUCAGGCCUUAAAAGCUACCGUCUAGCCAUAAGCCGGUGCAGUAAUAUAGAGCUAAACCUUUUCAGUGUUCAAUCUAGGUGAAUAUUAGACACGUUACCGAUUUUAGCGAGUUACAGUACUCUUUAGAAAAAGCAGAAUGUGAAAUAGAGUACAGAAUGCUCUGAAAACAAGGAAACAAACUAAAUACUUUAAUCUUAAGGGGACAUUAUUUGAAGGAAACAAACUAAGUCAGGGUAAGCGUUUGAUUUAGCCAGUUUGCAUGUCUGCGUAUCACACUGUAGUCCUAAAGGGGCGAGGGGAAGGAGGAUAUCACCGACUACCCUACCAUGUCUGUACUAAGUAGCUGAAUUGCCUUAAAGUUGAACUUUCAACACUGGGCUGUGAGCCUUGAUUCGACUCGGUAUGCAGCACUGGAGAAUUUUACUGUUUAAAAGGGGAAAGCAAUGCAUAGCCUGGAAACACAGGGUAAGGCUAGCGCAGCCACACCAUGAAAUAUUAAUGAUAUUCUUAAAGUCAAAUUAGGGCUGUCUCUCAAUAUUGAUUGUAAUUAAAUAUGUGGCUAGGCGGGACAUAACUGCUGGGCUCCUCUGAAGUCAUAGAAUCUCAGCGUUGGAAGGGACCUCAGGAGGUCAUCUAGUCCAACCCCCUACUCAAAGCAGGACCAAUCCCCAAUUUUUGCCCCAGAUCCCUAAAUGGCCCCCUGAAGUCCACAGAGUUGACGUCUGGGGGUCUUCUGUAACAGAGGUGAGAGGAGGCCGAGUUCUGCAUUCAGGAGGUCUGGUUAGUGCAUUUUAAUGUUUGUUGUCCAUCACACCUCACAGAUCUGACACAGCUCACUCCCCCCUUUGGAAUAAUCUGUGCAGAAAGUCCUCUGCAUGGAGCAGCAGCUGGGUAGAGACUAUGGGUGUAUAUAAAUGCUGCUUUUGCAUGUCAGCACAUGCCUGCACCCACUCAAUUUAGCCUGUAAUAAUUUAUCAUUUCAGGUUUAGCAUUAUUGCUGACCAGUGGAAAAUAGAGAUAUUUUAAAAUAUGUAGAUCACCUAUCAAAGUAAGACCGUGCCAGUUAGUUAGAAUCGGGACACUGCAUAGCAUUAAAAUCACAGUGUAACAAGUGUAUAAUUUCUAAAUAAAGCAGGGCCAUUUACUUUUGACUAGCAAGGGGCUAAGAAGUGUGUGGAGGGGGGGACCUUGCUCAGUCUUUACCCAGGCAAACCACCAAAUCAGUGGGAAUUAGCCUGAGCAAAGACUGAGGAAAAACUAGGAAAGGAUCUCUAGAAUUGGCCAAAAGUUGUAAUACUAUAUUUUACAGUCUACAAAUAUCACCCUUUCCUUACAGGAUACUGUGGACAGGAAAUAGGAGGUAGUGGCAUAAUAAUGAAAGAGGAAGUACUAUCUCCUGUUGUCCAAACCAGAAAAGCAGGUUAAUUUCUAAAUAUUUUUUUUGCGUACUCAGCAGAGAAGCACCCAAACGCUGAGUCUUCUGUAUGGACCAAACGAAGAUCCCAGACCCAUUCAGGCCCAAACUUUUUGGGAAAGUCCAGUUCCAAACUUCGCAUCCUGAAGCCAUCUGUACUGCUAAGUGUAACUACAAAGUAAUCUUCAGGGACACUUAACCACUCUGCACUUGUUGUGUAUUAUCAAAUAUGUCCAUUAUGGCCCUGCCCCAUCUGGUGUAAAUCGGCAUAUCUCUUUUCAACUUAAUGGAGCUGCACCAGUUUACACGAGCUGUGCUGGCCCUGUGAAUCAAAAAUUUCAAAACCUUCCUCCAAAACUGUGCCCACCAGAAUCACGUGUGAAUCCCAGGUUUGUGUGUGCAGACUGGCCUUUGCGUAUGCAAGUCAGGGAGUUAGCUGUAGGAUACUGUGUGUACAUUUCCUGAUUGUGCAUUCAAAUGUGUGUGUGUGAGGGGGGGGGGACAGGGGGGUUGCAUGUUCACAUAAAAUUGAAGAAAUUUGGAAAUCUGGUUCUGAAAAUUUGAAAGUCUGAAAAUUUAGCCCCACGUGCCUUUUCUUAAUGGAUAAUGUAACUAGCCACAAGGGCACAGUUCCUCAAAGGUAACGAGGCUCCAAAUGGAAGUUAGGAGCCUCAAUGCCUUUGAGGAUCUGGGCCUAGGUUCUAAUCAUGUGACUAUAAUGGAGUAGGGUUAAUAGUUGUCAUUUGUACAUUUACCACAGAAGUGACAUGAUAUUUGUGCUCUGUUGAAAUAAAGGACAGUAGCCAGGAUUAUUAGCCUGCAUUAAAGCCGUACUUAAAAAGCCAUGGGCUGCUUUGUAGAGUAGGCUCACCACAGAGAGAGGCGUUGCUCAGUAUUUGGCUUGACAGUGGCAUCUGGAGCAGCAUUAAUGUUCGUAGCAGGAGUGAAGUGGAUUUACACCAUUCUUCUGCUAGCACCUGGAGAUGGUUUUACGGCUAGCAAUUACAGCUGGGUCAGGCCUCCUUUGAGUCUGGGCUGACACUGACUCUUUGUUUACAUAAUUAACCUUAAAUAGGAUUAAAUGUCUGAAUCCAUGCUUUGCUAACGUUUAAUGCUUACUAGGGACCAAGCAUCUAUUUCGAGGCUUAGCCAUGCUUCUUGCAAUAUGACUUUCACUGUAUUCAUCUUCCAUAAUUGGUGAGCAUUUAGGGCUUUAUCCCGUUCUCCCUAAAGUCAGUGGUUAACCUCUCUUUCAAUGGGAGCAGGGGAAAGUCCUGGUUGUACGGUACAAACUGCUAAUCUCUUUAUUUAUGGAUUCAGUCUCUCAGCAUGAUUCCUCCUGAAAUGGGCACAUUUUUGUUAGCUAUGUUUUUAAGCUGAUUCUCUCUAACAAGUAAAGCACAUAUAUCAUUUCUGGAAAAGGUAAUCUCUGUUUACAUUGUGCAGCUAUCCUUGCAGCUUUUUAUUGUCAUCUAGACUCCUUUUCCCUCGAUAAAAAUUUAAAGUGUUUCAUUAUUGCAGGUGCACAUGCCAUGAAAAAUUGUGUUGUUUUAUUGAACUCAGUUUCAUGGUCCAUUUAUGGAGCUUGUUCCUUUAAGAAACAUCUAAUUAUAAGUUUAAAUAAUGACUACUGGCUUUUCUUAGGCUUGAUCCUAUAGUGGUUUAGUAUGUAUAAAUCCCAUAGAAAUUAAUAGGACUUUAGCAUGUGGAAGGACACCAGAUCUGUCCCUAAAAUGACUUUGGGUUAUGUUUGCUCUGCUUUUGUCUGUAUCUUUGCUGCAUUGUUUAAGGUUCUAGGAGGAAAUAGCUGAAAGGUUUCAUGUCUGCAAAUUGUGGCCCAGGAUCCUGCAUGCUAAUUCACACUUGCAUGGAAUCCUACUGACUUCAGAUGGGCUUCAUGUGAGCAUAAGGGGCACGUGGAUCAGAAUGGGGAGGGCUGGUCAGAAAAUGCAGAUUAAGGAGCAAAUUCAGCUCCGUUAUGACUCCGUGGAUUACAGUGGAAACUGACACCAGGACUGAAUUUGUCCCUGUAACUGCAAAAUAUGUGUUGAAGAGCCAGAUCCUGCAUCCUUAGACACCACAAACUCCCACUGAGUUAGCUUGGCAUUUCAGGUGCACAAGGAAUGCAGGCCUAGAUUUUCCAAAGUAACUUGUGAGUUUGGAGUUGUCUUGAUUUUUGGGUGCCCAUUUUAACACCCCUUUGAAGGGCUUGAUUUUGAGUGGACCAGCGUUCAGCCGUUCUGAAAAUCAGGCCACUUUGGGGUGUCUUAUGUUGGGCACCCCAAAAAUUGAGGCCCUGCACAAUCACAAGUCACUUUUGAAAAUUUAGGCUGCAGGAUCUGAUCCUUAAACAAGCAGCUUUGUAAGCAUUUCUAGUGUAGCUACGUGAGGCAAAACAGUGGAAGUGGGAUCCAAUUUUCAUUCUUAAGAACAUGCUAAGAUGUAAGGUUACAUAACCAACUGCAUUUUCUUUUGUAGUUUAGGGCAUAUGAUUAUUAUUAGUAUUUGUGCCUUGCUCUCUGAAAUUUUCUCCAGGCUACAAAGAUGCUUUUCAGAUUCUGGCUGACAAGGGAACACAACUUUUAUACAAGUGGCCUUUAGUGCUCUUUAUAAUAUUAUUUAUUGUAAUUUUUAAACUGUAUGUGUAAUUUAUAUUCUGGCACUGUCUGAUAUUUGAACAACUUUAAUAUGUUUAUUUCAAUAUAUUAUGCAAACAAUACUUCUUACCUGAUUUUUUAUGUUCUGUCUUUAAAAACUUGCACCACUUAUUAAUAAAUAGAAAUUUC
This is a messenger RNA of Chelonia mydas (Green sea turtle), 12272 nucleotides long. It is a transcript of the gene KCNQ3, whose product is annotated as potassium voltage-gated channel subfamily Q member 3. Gene Ontology annotation, biological process: potassium ion transport; transmembrane transport. The coding region runs from base 552 to 3101 and encodes 849 amino acids. The record is from RefSeq and is a predicted model, not a curated record. The transcript has 15 exons. Lineage: Eukaryota; Metazoa; Chordata; Testudines; Cheloniidae. Gene Ontology annotation, cellular component: membrane. Gene Ontology annotation, molecular function: voltage-gated potassium channel activity.